GUAGUUUUAAAUGUGUAUGAUAUAAAUCUAUUUACGUAUAUUUAAGCUAUUAACCUUAACACACGAAUAGAGUUUUUUUACUCAUUUGCAGAAGAUUUAGUGCAUAAGGAAGUAACAAAAGUGAAAGGACAAAAAUAAGAACUGGCAUGGGGAACACACAAUCGGAUAAACAAGGAGGUCAAGGAAACGAACCGAGAAAAGAAGAGACACGUUUGGAUGAUUUACCGAAAACCUUCAGCAGUCAUUAUAAUAGUGUGAUGAGCCUUGUAGAAGCAACCAUUGCACAGCAGGAAUAUGUUGACCAGUUAUGUCAAAUAUCAGCUGACGUCAUGAAUGAUAGAACAAAGCUUGACACAUUAAAAAAAGGACGAGACAUUUUAGAUAAACUGCAAGCCUCACGUUAUAUGCAGACAAGCUUAGUACAAGACUCCGUAUUUUCCUUGUAUUACAACAUACAAGCUAUCCUUCUGUCUUACAAACUAAAACCUUUCGAGAUAGAUUCUUCAUUUUUGAAAAGAAAGGACAACCAAGAGUUGAAUGAAUCAAGAGAUGUAGAACAUCAUCAAGUAAUCGAUGAUGGAGUAAUGCAAGUGUUACCGAAUGAGAAACAUAAAAAAGAAAUUGAAAUGCUUAUAAAAGAUUUAUCGAAAAGCGAGAAGCUUAUUAGAAAGUUGGAAGAUGACAAUACAAAAGCUGCAAAUAAAAUCAAAGAAUUAGACGGUUCGAAUGGAUAUUUAGAAAAAGAUUUAGAAAGGAAAACAUUGCAUAUAGAAGAAUUACAGAAGACAAACGAAAAACUUAUUUGUAAAAUAGAGAAACUUACGCCACCGAAAAUUGCUGGCACGGUUCAGCUUUAUCAUUCACAUAGCGGAAAUACUAUAAAAGAUAUUGAAGAAGAAUUAAAGACAAUGCUGAAUAAUCACUUGAAAGAUGUUAAAUUUGUCAAAUGCAACAGGAUAACGGACAUCGAUCAGUCACAGAUGCUUAUUGUCCUCAGCAUCAUUGCUUCAAGAGUAGGGACAGACGCUGCAAAUGCAAUUAAAGAUGUACCACGACCUGAAAACACGGCACUUUUGCUAUUUCAUAUAAAAGAAAUUCAUGCACUGACGAAACAAGCAAGUACUGCUGUGCUCACAGAUCGAUCAUUUAAGGACCUUGGUGGGAUAUUUGAUUUGGCCUUUGUAAAUGGAAAAGGCUUAUACCAGUGUGAAAUGAACGAAAAUGCAAUGAAAAGCGUUUGUGAUUUCAUUAAGAAAGGCAUAUCAGGGACAGGUGUAUAGAUUUACAAAGCAAUCUCGAAAAAAUAUACAGAACUUCUUUUACCAUUAAUAGACAACACAAUAUCAAGUGUUUUAAAAUGAGAUAUUCUCCUGUGAAAAACAAAGGAAAUAACUUAUAAUUAAAUUAAAUUUAUAUUAUGGCAUACAUUUUACCAACAAAUUAGUGUAUAUAUUUACUUUAUGUAUCUAUGAUAAUGUCAUUAUUAUUCAUUUUACAUACGAAUGUUCAAGUAUAAAAACAUUAUUUAGUUAUAAAUUAUUUUGAAAAUUAUGAAAUCGUUAAAAUCAAUUAAUUUGUUACAUUGUAGAAAGAUGUGUAUUAUCUGCAUUUUUAUUUAUAGCAUGGCUAUAGCAUUCAUUAACAAUUACUGAUUCUAAUAGAAUUAACCGCUUUAUAUGUGUUUGAAAUAAAUACUUAUCAAAGCGAUCGUCAAUCAAGAUGUUUAAAAGAAGUCAAAUUAUCAGUUUCCUUGUAAAGAGACAUACCCACUAUGUAUUUUUUUAAUUGCUUUUGGAUGCGAAACUAUUUAUUUCAAAAUUAUCUUCCAAAUAGCAAGUUGUAAGAAAUCGAUUUGCAAUGAGAACAGUACAGUUGUGCUUUAGAGAUUAAUAAAAGAAACAAAGACAAACAGAAGAGACAGUCUCCCUAGCCACUUCGAUUCUAACUUCAACCAAGAUAUUAAUGGAUACUUAGUAAGGUGACAUUUUUAAAGCUGUGCUGUAUGGACCUAGGGAACACACAGACAGAGACGAUGAAAAUGAUGAAAAAUGCUAAUCGUUUUUCAAAUGAAAGCACAUCUCUUAUUUUAAGUGAUAUAAACGAUCUUCGGAGAGUAUGGAGUCUCUAGAGUACGACACUUGGAGAGGGCAGCACUUAACGAAUUGUGAACUCUCAUUGAACAGUCUGAUCAAUGGGAUCUUAGGUUGACGGUAAGUGACAUUACAUCACAAGUAGGAGUUACCUAUGACAGCAUCCAUUUAAUUUGGAGAAACUAGCUUAAGUCAACAAAAGUUCAUGCAAGCUUGGUGCGAGUUCUCAAAAGCGCGUUAGUAAUCAAGUCGAAACGUGUGCUAGUACCGUGCGCAAAUACUAUUUCACUAACCAAUUAAAUGGUUAAAAUUUAACAGAUACAUAGAAAGAAUACCGUUAUCUAUUUAAUUUAUGUAUAUUUGAUCUUAUUAUCUGUACAAAUACAAUUAAUGAAACU
This is a messenger RNA of Ruditapes philippinarum (Manila clam), 2488 nucleotides long. RefSeq names its product structural maintenance of chromosomes protein 2-like. The coding region runs from base 147 to 1280 and encodes 377 amino acids. The transcript has 7 exons. Lineage: Eukaryota; Metazoa; Mollusca; Bivalvia; Venerida; Veneridae. The record is from RefSeq and is a predicted model, not a curated record.